Coniophora puteana RWD-64-598 SS2 is the source of this 447-nucleotide messenger RNA. RefSeq lists its product as uncharacterized. The transcript is spliced from 3 exons. Bases 1 to 447 code for a protein of 148 amino acids. The record is from RefSeq and is a predicted model, not a curated record. Lineage: Eukaryota; Fungi; Basidiomycota; Agaricomycetes; Boletales; Coniophoraceae.
AUGUCCGUCAACGACAAGAACAUCGGCAGCAACAUGGGCGUCGACGUCCACCCCGGUGUUGCCAACCCCACCACUCACUCUGUCAACUCAAAUCCCCUCGAAACCAACUUUGUGACCGACCCCGCGACUGAGGAUACGGGCGCUGGUGCUGGAUCCAACUUCGAAGGUCACAAACAGGCUCAGCGCAACUUCGCUGCCAACUCUGGCGUCGUCGAGGGCCGCCCAGGCAUUAUUGAGUCGACCAACAUCGACCCGCUGAACGAGAGCUCGAAUAAAGACGACGGUUGGGCCAAUGCCAACGCCAAUGCUACCUCGACUGCCCCUGGCAUUAAGGACCGGGCUUGGAAUUUCGCCGAUGGCGUGUCCAACCUUGCAUACGGCGUUGCGACUGGUGACCAAUCGUCCACGCAGCAGGGCAAGGAUGCGCUCGGUCUCGGCAAGAAGUAA